CUGUGGCUAAAUUCUCUAUCUGGUCACAAUGCUUAGUAAUGUAAAAUGUUUCCGUUAGUGAAUGUCCUUAUUUCUUGCGUCCUUGCCUGCUAUCAUAGCUAGUUAGCUAACUAGUUGCUAAUUAGCUAGCUAACGAUUGAUGAUGUGUAACAUAGACAGAGCGAAAGAGGCGAAGGGAGAGCCCAACUCGGCCAAAAAUGUGUCUUCCCCAGCAGGGGGACAUGUUUCGUUUUUUUUCGCUUCCAAGCGAUGAGUUUUUGUCUGGAGGAACCAUCUUUGUACACUGUGAAAGCAGUCCUCAUUCUGGAUAAUGAUGGAGAGAGGCUUUAUGCAAAAUAUUAUGAUGGCACCUACCCUUCAGUGAAGGAACAGAAAGCUUUCGAGAAGAACAUCUUCAGCAAGACACACAGGACUGACAGUGAGAUCGCUCUGCUAGAGGGCCUCACAGUCGUCUACAAGAGCAACAUUGAUCUCUUCUUCUAUGUCAUUGGAAGCUCGCAUGAAAAUGAGUUGAUGCUAAUGGCUGUUCUGAACUGUCUGUUUGACUCACUUAGCCAAAUGUUGAGGAAGAAUGUUGAGAGGAGAGCUCUACUUGAGAACAUGGAAGGUCUCUUUCUAGCUGUGGAUGAAAUUGUGGAUGGAGGAGUGAUUCUGGAGAGUGAUCCUCAGCAAGUGGUCCACCGCGUAGCUCUAAGGGGGGAAGAUGUGCCUUACUCAGAGCAGACUGUCACCCAGGUGCUGCAGUCUGCCAAGGAACAGAUCAAAUGGUCUCUGCUACGAUAGAACCUGUCGACUCCCCUCAUCUAACACUGUACCGCCAUUACCCAUGGCUCCCUCUCUCUGAUGUCAUCUCUUCCCCUGUGCUCGUUACUCACCAUUCCUCCAAUCAGGACUGAUGAGCGGAUGAUCGCUCAGCCAAUCAGACACUGCCAGGGCAAGGGAUAUCUGAGUUUUGUCUGUCUGAAUCAAUCAUUUCUAUCAUGUGUGUGUCUUUACUGUGAAGGUGUAUUCUUCUGAUAUCUAGUUCUAACGCUAGCUAUGAGAGAGAUUGGAUGCUAGCGUGUCCAUACAUUCCAGUGGUUUGAUUUGCGUUUUCUUCCACAGUCCCUUACCACUUCCGUUGACCGCUUCAUGCCCCUCAUCUCUGAUAACAUUACAUGGGUUUAGUACAGACCAUAGAAAUGACUCCUUUCAAAUUCUAUGGUCCAGACAUAUGGUCCGAUCAGGCAACAUCGUUGUUAGGCGCUAUGUGCUCUUCGGAAAUACUUUAUGAACUCGGUCAUUUAAAUCUUUUGAAUAAAAAACAUUUCUAGACACUGA
Molecule: messenger RNA, 1320 nt
Organism: Oncorhynchus gorbuscha (pink salmon)
Lineage: Eukaryota; Metazoa; Chordata; Actinopteri; Salmoniformes; Salmonidae
Product: coatomer subunit zeta-1-like
Exons: 9
Coding region: 250-783 (177 amino acids)
Biological process (GO): intracellular protein transport; retrograde vesicle-mediated transport, Golgi to endoplasmic reticulum; intra-Golgi vesicle-mediated transport
Cellular component (GO): COPI vesicle coat
Source: RefSeq, a predicted model, not a curated record